Penaeus indicus is the source of this 3892-nucleotide messenger RNA. RefSeq lists its product as uncharacterized. The record is from RefSeq and is a predicted model, not a curated record. The transcript has 22 exons. Bases 71 to 3892 code for a protein of 1273 amino acids. NCBI's taxonomy places the organism in Eukaryota, Metazoa, Arthropoda, Malacostraca, Decapoda, Penaeidae.
GUCUUCAGCGAGACUGGUCUGUCGUCUCUGCAGUUCUCGACGCUGUGAAGGAGAUAUAUAAUUUUUUAAAAUGUUACGAGCCGGCUUUUCGAUAUUGCUCGUGUCCCUGCUUUGCAUACAAGCUCAGGGCCAGCAGCGACGCAAUCUUGCAGAGGUCCUAACUGCAAAAGGUUUCACGCAACUCGUCGACUUGGUUGUCAAGGCUGGUCUUGCAGAUACUGUUUCUAAUGGAGGUCCCUUUACCAUCUUCACCCCCACCAACGAGGCAUUUGAAGCACUAGACCCCGAGUUGGUGAAUUCUCUCCUGGCUGACACGGAAAUGCUCAAGAACGUGUUGCUUUUCCACGUCGUGUCCGGGAGAGUCCCGUCUUCGAAUCUCAGAGAUGGCAUGGUGGUCGAUUCUGUCCAGGGUGGACCUCUGCAGAUUAACAUUCGAGGAAGUGGUGUCACAGUCAACGAUGUAUCAGUAACCCAGGCUGACAUCAUGGCACGGAACGGCAUUGUCCACGUCAUCGACCAAGUGCUGAUGCCUCCUGAAGACGUCGGUAACCUCGCAGAAGUCCUGACGUCAGAGGGAUUCAGUCAGCUCGUCGAUCUAGUUGUGACUGCUGGUCUGGCAGAUACGGUUUCCAAUGGUGGUCCUUUCACCAUCUUCGCGCCGACCAACGAGGCCUUCCAAGCCCUGGACCCUGAGCUCGUGCAGUCCCUGUUGGCCGACCCUGAGAAGCUGAAGAGCGUCCUGCUGUACCACGUCGUACCCGGGACCGUCCUCUCGUCUGCCCUGAGCGACGGGCUCAUGGCGGCCACUGUGGAGGGAGGGGACCUUAGAGUCAAUAUUAAGGGCAAUAGAGUGACUGUCAAUGACGUGGCCGUGACACAAGCUGACAUCCCAGCAAGCAACGGUGUCAUCCACGUGAUUGACCAGGUGUUACUCCCCCCUGCAAAUAACGUGGGUAAUUUGGCGGAAGUUCUGACUGGCGAAGGAUUCAGUCAGCUCGUGGAUUUGGUCGUGAAAGCCGGCCUCGCCGAGACUGUUUCCACGGGAGGUCCUUUCACCAUCUUCGCCCCGACCAACGAGGCCUUCCAAGCCCUGGACCCUGAGCUCGUGCAGUCCCUGUUGGCCGACCCUGAGAAGCUGAAGAGCGUCCUGCUGUACCACGUGGUGCCCGGGACCGUCCUCUCGUCUGCCCUGAGCGACGGGCUCAUGGCGGCCACUGUGGAGGGAGGGGACCUUAGGGUCAAUAUUAAGGGCAAUAGGGUGACUGUCAAUGACGUGGCCGUGACACAAGCUGACAUCCCAGCGAGCAACGGUGUCAUCCACGUGAUUGACCAGGUGUUGCUCCCCCCUGCAAAUAACGUGGGUAAUCUGGCGGAAGUUCUGACUGGCGAAGGAUUCAGUCAGCUCGUGGAUUUGGUCGUGAAGGCCGGCCUCGCUGAGACUGUUUCCACGGGAGGUCCUUUCACCAUCUUCGCGCCGACCAACGAGGCCUUCCAAGCCCUGGACCCUGAGCUCGUGCAGUCCCUGUUGGCCGACCCUGAGAAGCUGAAGAGCGUCCUGCUGUACCACGUGGUGCCCGGGACCGUCCUCUCGUCUGCCCUGAGCGACGGGCUCAUGGCGGCCACUGUGGAGGGAGGGGACCUGAGGGUCAAUAUUAAGGGCAAAGCGGUAACCGUCAACAACGUGGAUGUGACGAGAGCAGACAUCCAGGCAACCAACGGAGUAAUACACGUCAUAAACCAAGUCCUUUUGCCUCCUAAUGUUGUAGGCAACUUGGCUGAGGUUUUAACCCGCGAAGGAUUCAGUCAAUUAGUCGAUCUCGUUGUUACUGCUGGAUUGGCUGAUACGGUUUCUAAUGGAGGUCCUUUCACCAUAUUUGCCCCGACGAAUGAAGCCUUCCAAGCCCUAGACGCUGACCUUGUGACCUCUCUGGUGUCUGACCCCGAAAGGUUGAAGAAGGUCCUCCUAUAUCACGUAGUUACUGGCAGCGUCCUCUCCUCUGACCUCAGCAGCAACGCUAUGGUCCCGUCUGUUCAGGGGGCACCUCUCAAGGUCAGCGUAGAAGGAAACAGCGACAAUCAGAUGGUGACCGUGAAUGGAGCUCCUGUGACACGAGCCGACGUCCCUGCGAACAACGGCGUAGUUCACGUCAUUGACCAAGUCCUCCUGCCGCCCGAGGAGAUGGGGAACCUUGCUGAGGUCCUUACUGCUCAGGGAUUCACCCAGCUUGUUGAUCUCGUGGUCGCCGCGGGUCUUGCCGAUACGGUUUCCAAUGGAGGUCCCUUCACCAUUUUCGCUCCGACUAACAAGGCGUUCCAAGCUGUUGACAAAGCUACAUUAGACAACCUCUUGGCUGACACAGAAAUGCUUAAGAGUGUCUUAUUAUACCACGUCGUCCCAAGCUCCGUCUAUUCUCCUCAGCUGGGGGAUGAUCUCUUGGUUAACACAGUCGAGGGGAAACCUGUAAGGGUCAACACUGCCUUCAGUAAUGGAAUGGGCUCUGUUACAGUGAACGGCGUGAAUGUAUCAAGAACAGAUAUCGUCGCCAAGAACGGUGUGAUCCACGUGGUAGACAGUGUUAUAAUGGCACCACAAGGCAAUAUCGUUGAUAUUCUGGCCGCGGAUCCGAAAUUCUCGACUCUCGUGGCUGCCGUUAAAGCUGCUGGUUUGGUGGACACAUUGAGUUCUGACGGGCCGUUCACAGUGCUCGCCCCCACUAACGACGCCUUUGCCAAGCUCCCCGAAGGCACUCUCGACCAACUCCUGAAGGACACGGCUUCCCUGAAGGACAUUCUCCUUCGUCACGUGAUUCCCUCGUCUACGUUGUACUCAGGAGCCCUUUGCUGGAGAACGUAUACAACAGCCAAUGAGGAACAGGUCACCACACACCGUGAUGCGUUCCACCAUAUAAAACUUACCAGCGGUGACAAACGUGCCACUGUCCUGAAACCUGACAUCAGUGCCACCAACGGUGUCAUCCACGCCAUUGACACUAUUGUGGGAGCUUUGUUGGUGACAAUGGUGUUCCUUUCGGUCGACGCGGGGCACUACGGAAUAGGAAGGACUAAUGCAAAGCCAAGAACUCAACAGGGUAACAUAGCCGAAGAACUCACCAAGAGAGGUUUUACAACACUGGUGGACCUCGUGACGAGAGCUGGUCUUGCUGACACGCUCUCCAACCAGGGCCCCUUCACCGUCUUCGCCCCCACCAACGAAGCCUUCAAAGCCCUGGACCAGAGCCUCGUGUCUUAUCUCUUGGACAAUCCCGAGGAGCUGAAAAACGUCCUUCUGUACCACGUCGUCUCCGGCAGCGUUCCCUCCCGCAGUCUGAGCAACGACCUGGUGGCAGAUUCCGUUCAGGGGGCACCUCUCAGGAUUAACCUCAGGUCGCGUCCUUCGGGAGUCACUGUCAACGGCGUGAAUGUGAUCAAGGCAGACAUCCAAGCAAGCAACGGCAUCAUCCACGUUGUAGACCAGGUACUGCUAGCUCCCCAGGCUGACAUCGUAGGCACUCUGGUGGGGGAUGAUAGGUUCUCCACACUCGUAGCUGCUGUCACUGCCGCUGGUUUGGUUGACACCCUUAAAGGAGGCCCCUUCACAGUAUUCGCCCCGACCAACGACGCUUUUGCCAAGCUCCCCCCGGGCACUGUGGACAGCCUUCUCAACGACAUCCCUGCCUUAACAGAAAUCCUCCUCCGUCACGUCGUUCCUUCCACACUUUAUUCUCGUGCUUUGCUGGGAAACACUUACAACACUGCUGGCGGUGAUACGCUGUCUGUAUCUCAACGCGGGGGCCGCGUGAACGUCAUGACGCCACAGAACACAGCCAGCGUGAUCGAGGCAGACAAGACUGUCACAAACGGAGUCGUUCACGUCAUUGAUUCCGUGAUUUAA